This is a messenger RNA of Nothobranchius furzeri (turquoise killifish), 1729 nucleotides long. RefSeq lists its product as uncharacterized. Gene Ontology annotation, biological process: negative regulation of protein kinase activity. The record is from RefSeq and is a predicted model, not a curated record. Gene Ontology annotation, molecular function: calcium-dependent protein kinase inhibitor activity; protein kinase binding. NCBI's taxonomy places the organism in Eukaryota, Metazoa, Chordata, Actinopteri, Cyprinodontiformes, Nothobranchiidae.
GGAGCGGAAUCGCGCUCAACACCCUGCUCCUCUCCUCCGUCUCCUGUUCGUGUGAGAGUAAAGCAGAAGUAUCAGCGUCACACUGACUGUUCGGUGACGUCCUCGGUUUCGGUUUGGUGUCAAGACACAAUAAAAGGAAAUCCCGGAGGAGUCAGGUGGUUCCGCGGAGAGGAGAGACCCCUUUAAAUCGACGCGGCGCUGGUGAGCUGCCAGGAAAGGAGAGAAAGAGCGAGAGAAAGCUGUGAUAAACAACACCACCACCACUACCACCACCGGUCCUUAGAGGAAGCGUCUACCGGAUUCAGUUCCUUAAAUCCGGCCUCACGGAGACGAGGUCUUCCGUUAUUUCCGUCCGUUUUCCUCGCCUGUUUCCUUCACGUUCGUUGUUGAUCCAUUUGCGGAAGUGAGACUCCAGUUGACGGCUGCUCUGCGGGGACAUCUAGUGGCCGAACAGGAGAACUGCACGCAGCGAUGUACGGAGCGUCAGGGAUUCCCGAGCUCAUCGCGCCCCGCGGGCCACCCCGGCAGCCCGGCCCGGCGGGGCAGUUCAACCCGGGGCACCCUCAGGUGAACGGCCACGGAGGAGGCUCCAAUCCCCAGAGGCUCGGCCAGAGGGCGCCCAAACUGGGUCAGAUCGGGCGGUCCAAGAAAGUGGAUCUGGAUGAUGAAGACUUGGACGACAUCACGAACAACAACGGCCAGUGCGCCGUGUCCCUGUCCCCCAUCUCCUAAACUCCACUAUGAACUGCCAAAAUCCCGGUCGGGAUGCCAAAUCUCCUCCAGUCAGUGCUCUUGGUUCUUUAAGCGUCCUCCAGAAGCUUCUGAUGGUCCUUGUGGGUUUUCCAGAGCAGCUCGGUCGGCGCCAACCCAAACCCUGAUUGUACAUAGUGUUUAUUUAACUGACUGUGAAUGAUACUGGCUUUAAUUCAGGACUUGGAAGACGUUGAGGGUUCUUAUUAAGGGCUAAUUAGCUGACGUUUCACAGGGUGAGUGGAAGCAGGUUGGUGGGGUUAAAGGGUGCAAACGUGCAGCGACCACUGUUCAACACUUAAACAAAACAACUACUGCUAAUUAUUUUGUUGUUGUGAUUCUUAAUUUAUUUUUUUAAAAUAUUUGUUUCUGAACCUUUUCUCGAUCUCUUCAGUUUUUCCGACUGGUGCACUUUGUGGGAACGCCUGUUAUGUGCCGUAACUUGCAUGAAGUCUGUGAACGCAUCAAAACACCAGUGUCCUGUUAUUUAAGGGCUACGCAGGAGUUUGUUUUUAAAACCAGAUCACUGUUUUGCACUCAGAGUCGACUAUUAAGAGCUUGUCGACUUGACAGAAUAAAAUGUUACGUUUUUAAUGUUUCGGCGUUCCCAAGAAAAAAAAAUUUAAUGAGAAUUUAAUGCUUUAUACCUCAGAAAAAAUGUGUAUGUAGACCUUUUAAAUGCAGAACAAAACAUGUAUAUUUAUUUAAAAAGCACUUCCGACAUAUCUUUCUGACUAUAUUUCAGACUUUCUACUGACGGGAUGAACAGUCACCCCAGAAAUGAUCACACACCCAGCUUUGGCUAAAGGUGUGACUGCCUCAGGCUCACGUGGAGGUUGUGUUAUUAUUGGAUGUGAAGUUGUUUUUGUGUCGGGAAGCACACAGACUCCGAUCGGUGUUGUGGUUGCCUUUCUUUUGCAUGAAAAUGAUCAACUUUUCUUAAUGCAUUGCUAGAAAUAAAACAAAAGGUCCUUAAAGA